AUGGGGUUUCCCGCAGAUUCCUCGGCCGAGGCGGCCGGAGGCCCCCUUCCCCCGUCCUCGGGUGCCGCCAGCCGGCUCUGGAGACUCAGCAACUUCGCCAUGGCCGUCUUCUUCGGGCUAGCUGGGGCCGUGCAGGUCAAUGACCCUGAUCCAGGACUUUGGAUAGUUGCCUACACUGUGCCUGCAGUUCUCACGUUGGUUGUCAGCCUUAAUCCACCAGUUGCAGAUAACGUUGUAUGGAGGAGUCUAUCAGAUGUUCACUCAGCGGCUUGUGUUAUUGGUACUGCCAUUUUGGGGUACUCUUUGUUGUCUAAUGCUCAAAAGAACAUCUUGCAUGAAGAAGAAGGCAGAGAGUUAUUUGGUCUGGUGAUUGUUACAGUCUGGAUGAGCCUAUGUCGUAGUUCAGCAAAAAAUAGCCUUGGUGGAGUUCGUCUAGCUAUUGCAGUUAUUCUCUCGCUUUCCCCAUUUAUAAUGUGGCUGUACAUCUAUGUGAAUUCAGAGAUGCGGGCAUCCUGGCCAUCUCACUGCAAAACAGUUAUUUAAGGUGGACAUGAACCCAUACAGAGUCUU
This is a messenger RNA of Euleptes europaea (tarantolino), 570 nucleotides long. RefSeq names its product transmembrane protein 220 (gene TMEM220). The record is from RefSeq and is a predicted model, not a curated record. Lineage: Eukaryota; Metazoa; Chordata; Lepidosauria; Squamata; Sphaerodactylidae. The transcript is spliced from 6 exons. Bases 1 to 543 code for a protein of 180 amino acids.